GUAUUACUACUCACUGAGGGACCAGGAAGAACCACUCAAUAUGAAUCUGGGACCAGUCUGAUUUUAGAAGGGACCCUAGACCAAAUCCUUUUCACAGAUGAGGAAAACGAGGAGGGUCUAGUGACUUUGCUGAGAGGCCACAUAGCUUCCAGAGCUUCCCAACAGCAGACUGAAGCCAAGAAGGAGACCUAGGCUUUUGAGUUGAGUGAUUAGACCAGACACCCCCAGCUAUGACCAGUUCCCCUGUAUCUAGAGUUGUCUAUAAUGGCAAAAGGAAUAGUAGCCCCCGGUCUCCGAGCAACAGCAGUGAGAUCUUCACUCCAGCCCAUGAGGAGAACGUUCGCUUCAUUUAUGAAGCAUGGCAAUGUGUGGAACGAGAUCUCCGGAACCAGAUGUCUGGCAGCGAGCGUGGCCUGGUGGAGGAGUAUGUGGAAAAGGUCCCUAACCCCAGCCUGAAGACUUUCAAACCUUUUGACUUGAGUGACCUGAAACGCCGGAACACACAAGAUGCCAAGAAGUCCUAAGGGCAGUGGCCUGGCUGCUCCCUUCCUCCCCAUGGCCUCUGGAAGAUUGACAGUUGCAGAAUUUAUGUUGGUUUUUCUCCCUCUCCUCUGGGCCCAUCUCCCUGGCAGGGCAAGUAAAGAGCCACGCUCAUGUUGGGCUGAGUACCUGCAAGGAUGGACUUGAUUGGCACUCAAGGCCCUCUCUCCCCUGUUCCUCCUUCCUUUUUCUUUAGGGAGGUUCCAAGUUUUUACUGUGACUUGGGGGACUUGGCCCCUGUCGCCACCCAUCCUCUCUUCCUGUACUCUAAACCUAUAAGUCUCUGGAGUUGCCUAGCUCUGUCUGCCGUCCAGGCAGCCUGGAGCCCUCAUUUUCCCUCUUUGGCUUUUAGAUGCCAAGGCAGUUGAGCAUGGCAGCCCUCCCAUCUCUCCCUACACUUCUGAAAUAAGGUGGAAGGAGCAAAGGACAGAUGGGGGGAUGUGGGGCCAGUGCGGGUUGGAUCAAAUUGGUUCUCUAAGGUGGUAAGGUUAAGUAGUGGUAGCUCCAUCCUCCCACGCACAACCUGGUUCUACUGUAGACAUCUGCUACUGCCUCUGUCUUGGGCAAGCUGGGAAGUCUCCAUUUUUCCUUUCCCAGAUGUCCAACUGAGGCCCUUUCCCUGCUUUCUAAACCCUGUUGGCCCCAGGUCCCUCAUACCGGGGUAGCCCUCCAGGACCCAUCCCUUUGGGGUUAUCAGGCAGCCAUGCCAAGUCUCUCCUAGACCAGCAGCCUCUCUCCCUCAGGAGUCCCGUCCCCUGAAGCUCAGCAGCUGCUCUUGUUCCCUGGUCUGUCCUAUUCCCAGCUGGUAGUUUUACUGAGAGGGUUACCAGUAGUUCCCUUUUUUCUUUCUGUUACAGUUCGAGAGCUGAGUUGUUUGCCAUUACUCUGUAGCCUGAGGAGCUGUAAAUAAAGAUGGGGUUAGGCAUUUGGAA
Molecule: messenger RNA, 1472 nt
Organism: Trichosurus vulpecula (common brushtail)
Lineage: Eukaryota; Metazoa; Chordata; Mammalia; Diprotodontia; Phalangeridae
Gene: MCRIP1
Product: MAPK regulated corepressor interacting protein 1
Exons: 5
Coding region: 231-524 (97 amino acids)
Source: RefSeq, a predicted model, not a curated record